ACGGUCAUCGAUCAAUUAGGUGUGGUAGCACGAGUUCUUUUGUAUGAAAAAGAAAGUAUAAUAAACAAAAAAUUAGUGGGGGACAUAAAGAAAAGAAAGUGAAAAAUGGAGGGGGAGAAAAAGAGAGAACCCAAAUAUUGUGUUCAGAAUUUAAGUGGAUAAAAAGAAGGAGGAACAUCCGCGCCACUAUAUAAACCGUUUUCAACCGUCACCAACCGCUCUAGAAGUAUCAAACGGACAAAAUUACUUGAUCAGCUUCCCUUCGGAAAUACAAACUUUUUCUCUGCAGAAUUCCAAAACCUCUCGGCUUUCUCUCAUGGCAGUCGAAAUGCACUUACUCAUAUCCCUCUUGGCUCUCUCUUUUCGCCUUUCCUUGUUCGAAUUUGUUUCAGACGAAGCAGCGAUGCCGGAGUUCACUUUCAGUUGGAUGGAUGACAAUGACACCUUCCGAGCCGGCGACAUUGCAACCAUAAGAAUCAGAGCGCUGAACAACUUUGACAAGCUCGACAAGAACAAGUUUAAACCUACUCUUACAGUGAAUGGGAAGCCCGGGAAUUGCUCUUUCGUGUCGGGUGUUCUUUCGGAUUUUGAAGGAGACCCUAGCAGUUGGAAACUCUUCUUUACUGCCAUAACCGCCGGGGCAUUUAACGUUAUGAUCAACGAGGAUCGCUACAAAGUGUUUGAUUCUUCUCUGCAUUUUCAAGUUCAUCCAGGGCAAAUAUACCCGUCUUCGUGUGUUGCUUCGUGGAUGGGUUUCAACAAUGAAUUCGAAGCAGGGACUAAAGCUAGGGUAAUGAUACUUCCAAAGGACGCGUUUGGAAACAAUGUCUCCAAAAACAAUGAAGAUCCAAGAUUACAUAAUUUUACAGUGUCUGCAGUCUAUGCAAAUGGUUCCAUAGCGAACAUGCCAGACAUCACGCAUUUGGGUUGGAAUGAUUUCGGUUAUAUCAUCUUGGAGUUCAUUGUGGUGAAAGCCGGAGAUCUCUUGUUGUACGUGGGAGAUGGUAAUCAGACCUUGAAUGGCUCUCCCCUACCGCUUAAGGUGAACCCAGGACCACUAGAAGUUUCCAAUUGUGCGGUGAAAUGGAAUUUUGAACCAAAUGCAUGGCAGUUAUAUUCGAAGAUGGAAAUCUUUAUACAUCAGCAAGAUCGAUAUGGGAACCUUGUUCCUGGUCUGUAUGCAUUUGAUGCUGAAGUUGUAGAGGUAGAGACAAAUUUGUCUAUACCUGUUGCAGAUUUGCACUUUGAAGAAGUGGUGGCUGGAAUUCAGUUGUUUUCCUUUAGCAAUCUAGAACCGGGGAACUUCUUGCUCACUAUAUCCGAUAUGAAGCAUUAUAAGAGUAUCUCUAAUAUGCCAUAUGCUUAUACUGUCUUUGUCGGUUAUUGCAACGGGACAAACAGCGUUGUCAAUGGAUCUGGUUUAAACAGCUCUACUGCUGGAGUACUAGCAGAGUUUUCAGUUUAUCUGAAUGAUGCUUUUCAAUAUCCCUCUCCCGUUGAAAUAGAACGGCUCGAAGUACAAAUUGUAAGGGAAAAUGACUCCUAUAAUGUGCAGUCAAGCAUAUUUCCUAUGCAAACCAUCAAUGGGAGUGGACCUGCUCGAGCGUUAAGAUAUGGUGCAACCAGCCAGAUAGAAAUCGCUCCAUCACCAUCUAUGGACCCAAUAAAUUCUUCUGUUGGGAGCUUCAGCGCCCUGGUAACUGCUUUCAAUGUGGUGUAUACACCCACCAAGAGUGGGAUCUAUAACAUCUACGUAUUUUGUGGAAAUAUUCUACUCAAUGGCGGUCAUCCGUUUACAAUGGAAGUAAAAGGAGGAAAGGUUAACACAUCACUCUCAGAAGUCGUCAAAUUUUCUCCCAAGGUGCCGAAGAUGAUUAACAAUGAAGUAUUAGUGCAGCUCGUGGAUUCAUUUUAUAAUCCUGUCUUGUCACAACAAUCUAGGCUGAAACUAGAGAUUGCUUCAGUUAACAGUUCUGGCUUUUCAAAUUCCAUGUUUGUGGAUAACAAUGAUGGCUCAUACACCGUUCAAUAUCUGGCUGAGAAUGUUGGUAGUUAUGAGAUAUGUGCUUCAUUUAACGGCAAACGCAUCUCUCCCUGCCCCUUCGGGAUCAAUGUCUACAGCAGCGAAUAUUUUCCCAGAGCCUACAUUGAUACAAUAUCUGUCUGGGAGGAUGAGUCAAUCGCUUUUGAUGUUUUAGCAAACGACUACUUUGCUGGAAAUAAUGCAAGUGUUGUUGAAUACUCAAAGCCAGAUCGUGGUUCCCUUCUUGAGUAUGGAAGACUACUCCGCUACACGCCUCGUAAAGACUAUUACGGCAAUGAUUCUUUUGUGUACACAAUGUCUGAUAUAAACGGAAAUCUUGCUACUGCUGCUGUAAACAUAUAUGUUCUCACUAUCCCGCCCCAAUUUGUUUCUUUUCCAAGCGAACUACAAGCAACUGAAGACGAGAUUAGUCCCAGAUUCGGUGGUUUCCGCGGGUUUGAGAUAAGGUAUUCGGAUGCGAUGGAGAACAUCUCUGUGAAUCUCACUGCGCAAUCUGGGACAGUCAUUCUGUCUCCUAUGGUAGUGCAAUUCUGGGAGCCAGUUUGGACAGGACUUUCUGUAUACACAUCAGAUGGAGAUGCAAAGGGUUUGAUUAUAGUAGGCUGUGUGGAAGUAAUUAAUUUUGCCCUUCAGUCAAUUCAAUACUUCGGGAACGAGAACUUUUGUGGCUAUGAUACAAUUCGAGUGUCUACGAGAAACAGGAAUGGAAUAAAUAAAUUGGAUGUUCCAGUUUUUGUGGAACCUAUUAACGAUCCUCCAUUUAUUCAUGCUCCUGAAUACAUUAUUUUGAAAAGUAAUGAAGACAAGUCACCGAUAUACAACAGAGAAAAAGACAAGUUUGAGUUCUGCAUCGGUGAUCCAGAUCUUCUUGCGUUCCCUGGUAACGAGUCCCUUUUCAGAGUCACCUUUUCCGUGGAAGUUAAUGACGGAUAUUUGGCAACCAGCCUACCAGCUGAGCUCAUCUCCACAACCGAACUGAAGCUCAAGAAUAGUUAUCAGUGGCUACCUCUUCAGACAUAUGUCAGCAUCUCAAAACAUUUCAUGGUGAGAGCUAAGGGAGUUAGAUUUCAAGGAACAUUUAAUGACUGCAACGCUGUGAUGCGACAGCUCUUUUAUCAUGGAGGAGAACAGGAUGCAAUCUUGACAGUGAAAUUGAAUGACAUGGGAAACUACGGAUGCUAUUUUAAUUGUGAUGAUAAGAUAUCGGUGCCUUUACAGGCUGAGGCUUCCGUUAAUCUAAUAAGGCGAAGGCCAAUGAGUUCGCUUGUGGCUCACGGCUUGGGGUCAGCUAUUGUCAUCGAAUCCACUAUAGUGUUUUUCCUCGGAGCAGUGCUACUAUUUUUCACAUGCAAAUGUGCAGCUCACCUUGUACAUGAAAGAAGAAACAAAGCCACUAGGGCACCAGAGCAGGCAAGCGCACCUAGUUUGCGCAAAGGAACGUUGAGGACAAAUCUACCAGCAAAUGCAGACACCGGUGUUUGUUCAAGCCCUUUGCUUGGCAGCCAACAUUCCAACUUUCGCCAACGGUCGCAUCGUCAAUCUGGAGACGAGGAAUCUGGCAAGGCAGAAUGUCAGCGACUCCAUUCCGGUAGCGGACGCAGUCAGGAAACUCCUACUGCCCCUAGUUUUAUGCCCCUUGCUAUUGACAAGGAACAAAGUGAAACAGUUUGAGCUUACAUUGAAACAUUGUUGUUUAUUACUCAAGUUACCCAGUGUAAUACUUUGAUAAAUGUUGUAGAAAAAAUUGGAUGGAUUUUCCUU
Messenger RNA from Pyrus x bretschneideri (Chinese white pear), 3805 nucleotides. Its product is annotated as protein GAMETE EXPRESSED 2. Gene Ontology annotation, molecular function: actin filament binding. The transcript is spliced from 16 exons. Gene Ontology annotation, biological process: actin cytoskeleton organization; pollen sperm cell differentiation. The coding region runs from base 317 to 3715 and encodes 1132 amino acids. The record is from RefSeq and is a predicted model, not a curated record. NCBI's taxonomy places the organism in Eukaryota, Viridiplantae, Streptophyta, Magnoliopsida, Rosales, Rosaceae.